ACGUUCCAUUGAAGACUCUUCUUCAUCCAUAUAAUCAUUACUAAAUGACAAAUUCAUGAAAAAGAGUUGCCCAUACAUCACACUUUCAAUAGUUUUCUGCUCAUGUUACCCUCGAAACAGCUGACUUUUUCACCGCUACUUCUUUCUUUGUCCUCUCCCUCUCCCCUUUGGUCAUGUUGAAAACUUGGUUGAGCUCCCCAUUACGGGCCAUGGACAGAUGUUCCAAGAGAGGAAGAAUCAAGAGAUUAUCUUCUGGUUUUGAUUUGUUGGCCUCACCUUUCUCAGACAUGAAAGUGUCAGACCAGUUGAAGCAAGUGUUCAAGGCUAUCGAUGUGGACGGAGACGGAAAGAUAUCUUCAGCAGAGCUGAAGGAAGUGCUAUUGUCCCUCAGUUACAAGAAAUCAAUGAGAGUAGCAGCCAGGGAAGCUGAAGUGAUGGUGAGAGUAUUGGAUUGUAAUGGAGAUGGGGUUAUUGACUUGGAUGAAUUCAUUGAUGCAGUAUAUAACAUGAAUGAUCUGAAAUCUGGUGAUGAAGAACAUCAUCUUAUGGAUGCUUUCAGCAUCUUUGAUACAAAUAAGGAUGGCCUGAUCUCUGCUAUGGAGUUACAGAGGGUUCUCCACAACCUUGGAUUUGAGAAUUGUAGCCUUAAAGAGUGUAGGCGUAUGAUUCAAGGUGUUGAUAAGGAUGGUGAUGGGUUUGUGGAUUUCAAGGAAUUUAAGUUCAUGAUGACUGUAAGUGCUUUUGAAGGUUAGCAAAUUUCAUUCACCUAGUCACCUCCAUGUACCUACAUAGUGUUCCAAAUGCAGGUUUGUAUAAGAAAUCUAUGUUUCUCACUUGAUGAUUUUCUCUUGUUUUUCUUCUUCUUCUUCUUCUUGUCACCAAACUUUUACUUAUGUUCCAAUGCAUGUUGAAAUUUUCAGCCUAAACACACCAAUAAUAUUGUUCCCUUUGGGUUUCGGUUCA
This is a messenger RNA of Tripterygium wilfordii, 963 nucleotides long. Its product is annotated as probable calcium-binding protein CML23. The record is from RefSeq and is a predicted model, not a curated record. The transcript has a single exon. Gene Ontology annotation, molecular function: calcium ion binding. Bases 174 to 752 code for a protein of 192 amino acids. NCBI's taxonomy places the organism in Eukaryota, Viridiplantae, Streptophyta, Magnoliopsida, Celastrales, Celastraceae.